Messenger RNA from Microbotryum saponariae, 2504 nucleotides. The record is from the annotation of a GenBank genome assembly. NCBI's taxonomy places the organism in Eukaryota, Fungi, Basidiomycota, Microbotryomycetes, Microbotryales, Microbotryaceae.
AUGCCGGCACGCCUCGCACAGACCUCCUCGUCCGCCUCCUCAUCGCCCGGCGCGCUCCCCUACCCGACCGCGUCGGCUUCGGGCUCGCGGUCGGGUUCGGUCUCGGCAUCCACGGCCUACCUGGCGACAGAUCGAUCACCACCACCGCCCCCACCACCACCACCAUUAUCCUCAUCAUUCCCAUCCACCCCCGUGCCCCCAUCCUCCACACAUGCCCCCUCAUCCUCUUUGGCUUCCACAUCCGCACCACCUGGUCAACCCGGCUCGGUGUUGGCCCUCGAUCCAUUCGCACCCACGUCAUGGGCACUGGACCCGACGACCUGGAGCAACGAACCGCACGCGUCAACGUCGUACAACCCCGUCUCGGACUCUCCUUUCCGUUUCUCGCCGUUGCCCCUCCCGAGCCCAAACCUGCUCGGUGUUCUCACCCCUGCCAACCACACGCCAGCAAUCGCCACAUCAUCACUCGCCGCCAACAUCGCUACUACGGUCCACCCCCAACCUGUACCCCAGGAAGUUUCCCCUUCGAUCCACCCCUCGUCGACGCACUCCUUUCUCAACUCGCACGACUACCCUGCGUCAUUCUUUUCGCUGCUCACCUCGCCACCGACCCAAACGGCCGAGCUCGGCGACGGCACCGCGGGCGGCGCGGCCGGCUCAUCCUCUGCCGAACUUACCCAUGUAACACCCCUGCCUGAUGUGAAGCCUAAGCUCGACACCCCAUCAGUCCUCAGUGAGGGUCACGACCACGUCAACCUCGGUGGCAUGCACAACUCCCACGCGGACGGCAUGACGCACCCCUCCUUGAUGUUCGAAUUUGACCCAAUCUCGACGACGCAGAACCAGCGCCAGCCCCAGUUCCAACAUCAUUCUUCCCACCUCUUUAACAGCCACCCCAGUGCGUAUUCAACUUCGCCCUCGACGUCGCAGUGCUACUCUCCAGCCGAGUUUGCCAACUUGUUUGCGCUCGCGUCCAAGUCGAGCGCCUUCUCGGUUCCUUCAGCGACCGUCACUCCGUUGGCUGCGGCCGGCCUCGAGCAUCUGUCCGACCUCGACCACAAAGGACCAAGCGCCAGCGACUCGAUCGACUUGAGCCAAUCCCUGUUUGAACGACUGCAAUCUUCGACCUCGGCGCAUCUCAUGGGUGGCUACGCGCCUUCGGCCUUUUCGUUCCAAUCCGAUUUCGACCACCUUACGUCAGGGACCGGCGGCGAGGACACGCCCGCGACCUCAAUCGACGAGACCAUGCCGUCCGGCCAAGACUCCAAAGCUUUCUUGGACAACAAUGGCGUUUUCCUCCCACAAUCGCUGUUGGACGGUGGUUUGCACGAGGGCGACCCCCUCGGCCUUGGAAGGACCUUGAUGUCCUCGCCGGGGUCCAACGACUCGAACGAAGCGGAACUCGCCCAAUCCGUCGGCACAACUGUGUCGUCGAGAUCCAGUUCUCGCAAGCGGAAACAGUCCAGGGCAGCCAACGAGGCAGAGCAGACUGUUGAGCAUCUGCAAACGGGACAGGGACAAGGGCAGGGCCAGCGAAGGUCAAGGACGAGCUCCGGCAAUACCACUGCCACCGACGCCGAGCGACUCGCGCCCUGGAACGCGAGUCGACGAGGCGCCACCGAGCAGUCAGAGCCGAGCACAAGCUCUCACACAACGAACGGAGACGCGAAGUCCACGACGACGGCGACAGCGACAGCAGCGGCAAAGGCGAGUACAUCGGCAUCAUCACGAGCGUCAAGGAAAAAGAAAAGUGCUAGCAACAAGACGGCUUCCCCCGAAGCGUCGUCUCGCAAGCGCGGAGGCUCCGAGGUUCCAGCCGUUGAGGACGAUCUCACGAUCCGACCCUAUGCGUGCAAUUGGCCGCAGUGUCCCGCAAGACUGCGGUCCCUCGAUCAGCGAAGUUCCAGUCGCUCUGGCUCAUCGAGCACUUCGGUCCCUAUUGAAGACGAUUUGUCGACACCACCCUCGGAGGACGUCCGGUUCAGGACGAUUCGGGAACUGCGAGAGCAUUGUGCGGAACACACACGAGAUGGGUUGGAGGGCGGAGAGACACCUUUCAGGUGUGCCUUGUACCCAUGUGACAAGACGUUCAAGGUAAGCUCCUGGCUUUGCAUAUCGCACCCCUCUGCACCACGGAUGCUGACCGGACGCACUUCAACCCCUUUUUCCCCCAGUCCCUCGCGGGUCUACGGUUCCACUUCCAGAACGCCUCUACGAACGGUCACUUUUUCGUCUCCUGCGAGGACGAGGAACCCGCCACGACAGAGGAGGUACCACCGCCGAAGAAGUUCAAGCUCUGUGUGCAACCUUCGGGGAGAUCCGAGAAGUGUCCCAUCCGAGGGUGCGCUAAGGCAUUCCGACAACCCGCUGGCUUGAGCUAUCAUCUCGCGCAUACGCCCAACCACGACGUCUCGGAGAGCAUGUUCGCCAGUUUUUCGGGUACCUUGCAGAGCAAGACCAAAUGGUGGUUCGCCAAAGUCGGUCGCACCUUCGUCACAGGCUGA